AUGGAAUCCGCCGCUAGAAGAAGAGGAGGAGGCGUUUUCGAAGGCCUUUACAAGGUCCUUAUGCGCCGUAACUCUGUCUACGUUACCUUCGUCAUCGCCGGCGCUUUCCUCGGAGAACGGGCUGUUGAUUACGGAGUUCACAAGUUAUGGGAAAGCAAUAAUGUUGGGAAACGGUAUGAAGACAUUUCCGUGCUAGGGCAAAGGCCAGUUGACGAGUGA
Messenger RNA from Lathyrus sativus (Indian pea), 219 nucleotides. The record is from the annotation of a GenBank genome assembly. NCBI's taxonomy places the organism in Eukaryota, Viridiplantae, Streptophyta, Magnoliopsida, Fabales, Fabaceae.